This is a messenger RNA of Loa loa (African eye worm), 1863 nucleotides long. RefSeq names its product nuclear anchorage protein 1. NCBI's taxonomy places the organism in Eukaryota, Metazoa, Nematoda, Chromadorea, Rhabditida, Onchocercidae. The transcript has 8 exons. The coding region runs from base 1 to 1863 and encodes 620 amino acids. The record is from RefSeq and is a predicted model, not a curated record. Gene Ontology annotation, cellular component: membrane.
AUGGAGCAAAUACCGUUACAAACAGUUGAGGAGCAAAAUGCUGCGUUAAGUGAGCUCGAGGGAAAGAAACAUCAACUUGAAAAUCUAUUGGAAAAUAUUCCAUUAGAUGAUGAAGGUAAUGAGUUACGAGAGAAGGGUAGUAGACUACUGGGACAACUCAAUGAUAUUCUAAAACGGUUAGCUGGUGCAGUUGGGGAGAAGCUUGCAGCAUUAGCUGCAUUCAAUGCAAUCAAAGACGAAAUUGAAACACAACUGUCAUCAUUGCAAGCUAUACCGAUGUUGAUUUCUGAUGAAAUUACUAUAUCUGAGCUUGAUAAUCGACUACAUAAUAUAAAUAUCGAUACAGAAAAGUUGCAGAAAUUGAAGGAAAAAUUGUUAUAUGCAAGUGUCUCUGAAUCGGACAGGGAACAGUGCAGUAAAAGAAAUGAUCUCUUGUCAAAAAUUGAUGAGUUUCUGCUAAGUAGACAGAAGGAUCAUGAAUAUUUUGAAGAAAAACGUAUCCAGUUGCUCACUUGUGAAAGGAUAUUUACCGAUUGUAAAGCAUUAUACAAUGAGUUGGAAAAAUUGAUAAAGCAUGGUCAGAAGUUGUUGAACGAUUCAGAAGCUCUUCCUGAUUCUUAUGGUUCGGUCUCAGAUGCAUUGACUACUGUUAUUGAAAGGGCAGUCAAUUUACGUAUCAGUGAACCGAAAAUCGAACAACCGCAGGAGCUAGUUUUUGAACAGUUAUGGAAACUAAUUGACGAAGCCAGAGAUGUGCAGACGCUAUUGAUUCAACGUGUUUAUGUGUGGGAACAAUUUGUAAAGGAACAUGACUCAUCAAUGGAGAAACUGAACGGUAUACGCAGACAUAUAUGUGAAAUUGAGGGACGCGGAAUGAGAAGAUUUGAUCAAAUGCUUGAUGAUUUGGAAGCUCUGAAGGUUCUCUACCUGAGAUGGUCGUUCCUCGCAAGUCUGCCAUCACAACUACUGUCUCUGAGCUCACAGCUUCACCCACUAGCCUAUACCCAACGAGAGGGAAAAGCGUUUGCUGAAGAAGCAAGUAAACUUGAGAAGAAAAUCGAGAAUUUGUUGGAUUCCAUGUCUGCCGAAUUCCGUGUAAGAGAAGAAAUAGUGCAUUCGUUACUCGUAAUAUCAGAUGAACUCGACGAUAUCAAAAAUGCAUUCAAUGUUCAAAAUAUAUCACCUCGUCUACAGAAGAAAUUACAGCAGCGGUUGGAAGGUAUUAGGGCUCAUUUGAAAACACUGGACGAAGAUAUUUCCAAGUUCAACGAUAACAGAAUCUUUCUGAGUGAAGAAGAGGAUAUUGCAACUAAAUAUUAUUUUGAACGAUUAGAAGAGAUUGAAGAAAAGCUAAAAGGAAUGGAACUUACGGAUACUGAAGAAUUCGAUGUUGAUGCUGCAGCAGAAGUACUGGCAACAAUAUAUCCAGAUGACCAUCCACGAGAUGUACUACGUGAACAGGGCAUUCUAUUUGAUGAUGACGAUUCAUAUGAUCUUAGUCCUAGCACUGCUACAAGUGAUGAUGAUAAGAGCAAAUUCAAAACACCACCUGAUGAUGAACUAAUACUGGAAGAAAGCGAGAGGGAAGAUGCCGUUGAAGCUCAUCCAUCACUCGGUGUCGUUGCACUCUCACCAGUUCCUGAUGAUCCAAGUCCAGGACGUGUACAUUACGAACGACAGCGUUCUCGUUGGAGACGUAUACUUCGUACUGCAUUACCUCUCCAGGCUAUGCUUGUGUUACUUCUUGGUGCAGCAUGUCUUGUACCACAUUGUGAUGAUGAAAGUUGUUGCCAACUGCUCAAUAAUUUUGCGCGAAACUUUGAUCCGUCGUUAGAAUUUUUGAAUGGACCGCCACCGUUUUAA